Molecule: messenger RNA, 2632 nt
Organism: Pyricularia grisea
Lineage: Eukaryota; Fungi; Ascomycota; Sordariomycetes; Magnaporthales; Pyriculariaceae
Exons: 5
Coding region: 526-2442 (638 amino acids)
Molecular function (GO): ATP binding; ATP-dependent protein folding chaperone
Source: RefSeq, a predicted model, not a curated record
AAAAAAAAAAAAAAAAAAAAAAAAAAACGACCCCGCGUUUUGUUUGACGCGGCCACUAGAACAAAACAAUUCUUGGCGCACGCUGUUUUCUUCUUUUUUUUUUUCUGAAGCGAGAAUUCCCACGAUAAUUAGCACUCAUUCUUCAGUGCCUCGAGGUGGCGCCACUUUUUCCCAUCCCAUCGGGUCUCGUAUUGGGUGACUGGUUACGAAAUACUAUUUCCAACCCGCUAUCUUUUGGUGGUCGCUGCUUGGAGCAAACAUCCCACAGGACAGGGAAACCAUCGACGGGGGGACUUGUUCCAAAAGCUCUAGGGGUUGUUCAGCACAUCAGCCGACCACCCGAGAUCACAUUGUUCAGGCAGACCAGAAAGAAGACUACGUCCCCACUGUCUCAUUCGCAUACUCACCACGACUUCACUUCAUAAUAAUCUCUUAGACCGUGGGGGGGACAUUCUCGGGCAGGCAGACAGGCAGGUAGGCAGGCAAUCAAGCCCCUGGGCUUACCCUAGGGCAACCAAAGCAGCCAUGAGCUACAACCUUCCCAUCCGACAGUCCUCCUCUGCCUCGUCACAAAAUAAUGACUCCCGCUCCUUCACUUCUUCUUAUGCCUCCCCAUCUGCCGAGGCCAUCGGUGGUAGCCGGUCCCUCAGAGAACCGCUUCGAGAUUUCGCUCCCAUUGGCGAUCGUCUUAUAGUCGGCGUUGAUUUUGGUACUACGUUUUCUGGAGUUGCCGCUGUAUAUACCGGAACCCCUGACGAUGUAGAGAUCAUCAAGUCAUGGCCCGGCGGCAACGGCAUCACCUCGGACAAGGUACCCACCGAGAUCUCAUACGAAAUACCGGCCAACUCACCCGAGGGGACGCCGCCCAAGGUGAAAUGGGGUCUGCAGUUCCGCCCCGAGGAGUCGAGGCUGCGCUGCAUCAAGCUGUUCCUCGACCGGUCGCAGAAGCUGCCCUUCUACGUGAGCCCGCUCGAGACGGCGGCCCAGCUCAGGCGCUACAACAAGACGGUCGUCGACGCCGUCAGCGACUACCUCACGCAGAUCUACAAGCACACCCUCGACACCUUGACCCGCCGCUAUGGCGAGUCGUUCAUGGCCUCGACAAAGAUCGACUUUGUCCUAACCUGCCCGGCCGUGUGGUCCGAUGCCGCCAAGAACACCACGCUGCAGGCUGCCGAGAGAGCCGGCAUGGGCUCCAGGUCGCAGAUCCAGAUGAUCAGCGAGCCGGAGGCUGCUGCCGUCUACACGCUCAAGGCCAUACAGCCGAACCACCUUAACGUCGGCGACAACUUUAUAGUGUGUGAUGGUGGUGGUGGCACAGUAGAUCUUAUUGCGUAUAAAAUAAUAUCACUAAAGCCUCUCCGUGUCGAGGAGUCUGCCGUCGGAACCGGCGGUCUCUGUGGCAGUGCUUUCCUGAACUACAGGUUCGAAGAGCAUGUCAAGAACAGGCUCGGUGCAGGAAAGUUUGACGAGAUCAAGGUCAAGAAGAACAAGACAUGGCAGAUGGCGCUGAGGUACUUUGAGGACUUUGUGAAGCGCAACUUUAACGAGGAUGAGCACCAGGAGAUAAAUGUGCCAUUCCCUGGUCUUCCUGAUGACGAAGAGGCUCAGAUCGACUCGGGGUUUAUGGUUAUGACUGCAACGCAAAUCAAGGAGAUAUUUGAACCAGUUGUCAAGGAAGUGUGUGAUCUGGUCCAAGGUCAGGUGGAGGGACUGCGAGCCAAGGGUGGCAUCGUCUCAGGCAUCAUCCUCGUGGGUGGCUUUGGUCAGAGUGAUUAUCUCUACCGGCGACUCAAGUCGCACUUUACAAGCGCGGCCCCGCCACCCUACAGCGAGCGGCCGACGCACACGAGCGCAAACGAUCCAUACAUGGAACACGCCUCCAUCGAGGUCAUGCAGCCGCUGUACGCCUGGACGGCCGUCGUGCGUGGUGCCGUGUUGAGGGGCCUCGAGGGCAACAUGGUCAUCUCGCGCAAGGCGAGGUAUCACUACGGCACAUCAUAUGCCACCGUCUACGACGAGGAGAAGCAUUCCGUGACAGAAAGAUACUGGUCGCCGUUGUGGGAGCGGUGGAUGGUUUCUGACCGGAUGCAAUGGCACAUUGCCAAGGGGGAGGCAAUAUCGCCCAUGUCACCCAUAGCAUUCCACUACACGCGGAAUUUCAGACCCGGCCAGUCUCUGGUGGUGACUGACGAUUUGAUCGCCUGCGACGCCGACGAGCCGCCUGCUGCCUACACGCGGGAUCUGAUACAUACGUGCACAUUGACGACGAACCUGAAUGCGGUUCCGCGGAGCUUGUUCACCCGGCUCACAACAACCCGAGGAGUCGAGUUUGACAACCUCGACUUUACCCUCGAGAUGAUCGUCGACAGCGCAGGAUUGGGCUUCGAGCUCAAGGUGGAAGGCGUGAGAUAUGGCAGGGUCGAGGCCGAAUUUCAUUGAUUGCCAUGCUAUAUUGAUGCAUUGGAGUUGGGGUAUUUCUUUUCUCUUUCUAAGCUUGAUGAUUUAUUUUGCUGUCUUUUUUUGAUGACAACUUGCAGUCGGCAUUCUGUUUUCGGGUUCAGCGGAGCACAUUUUACAGAUAUUACGGAAAGGAUAAUAAAUCAUAUGAUUCUUUUAAAAACGAAAAUUC